Messenger RNA from Mobula hypostoma (lesser devil ray), 1807 nucleotides. RefSeq names its product ETS variant transcription factor 1 (gene etv1). Bases 215 to 1591 code for a protein of 458 amino acids. NCBI's taxonomy places the organism in Eukaryota, Metazoa, Chordata, Chondrichthyes, Myliobatiformes, Myliobatidae. The record is from RefSeq and is a predicted model, not a curated record. Gene Ontology annotation, biological process: regulation of transcription by RNA polymerase II; cell differentiation. The transcript is spliced from 12 exons. Gene Ontology annotation, cellular component: nucleus. Gene Ontology annotation, molecular function: sequence-specific DNA binding; DNA-binding transcription factor activity, RNA polymerase II-specific.
GCCCCUGGAGGAGAAGCAAAGGAAAAACGAGUGAAUUGAGCACAAUCAUAGGUCUGGGCUGUCUUGAAAGGACUUACAUCAACUAAUUCAUGCUAUUUACCAAAUCUGACGGGAAUAUUUAUAGGCGGCCGCGCUACACCCAUUCAGGCUGAUCGAGUCCGUCAAGACACAGUCUAUCUAAAUGCUGAAGAAUAAAGCCAGCUAAGAGUUUGCGAUGAGCUACGGAAUGGACGGAUACUACGACCAGCAAGUGCCUUACAUGGUGACUCCUAAACCGCAUGGAGGAAAAUGUAGCGAAAGGACAACAAAUGAAAGGAAAAGGAAACUCAUUGACACUGAUUUAGCUCAAGAUUCAGAAGAACUCUUCCAGGAUUUGAGCCAGCUGCAGGAAACGUGGCUCGCAGAAGCUCAGGUCCCUGACAAUGAUGAACAGUUUGUGCCAGAUUUCCAGUCUGAAAAUUUGGCUUUUCAUGGCCUCUCUCUAAAAAUCAAGAAGGAACCGCAGAGUCCCUGUUCUGAGCUGAGCCCUGCCUGCAGCCAUGAGCAACCUUUCAAGUUCAGCUACGGGGAAAAGUGCCUGUAUAAUGUCAGUGCCUACGACCAGAAGCCGCCUGCUGGAUUGAAACCCUCUAACCCGCCAACCCCAUCCAGCACACCAGUGUCCCCCUUGCACCAUGGGUCACCUAAUCCUGCAGCUACUCCCAAACCGGACAGAAGUUUUCCAGCUCAUCUUCCUGCCACCCAGCCCAUUCCAGAGAACACCUACCCAAUGGAUCCUAGAUUCCGGCGUCAGCUCUCCGAGCCAUGCCAUUCAUUCCCACCUCCUCAUGGACUGCCCAGAGAAGGUCGUCCCAUGUACCAGAGGCAGUUGUCUGAGCCCAACAUCCCCUUUCCCCCUCAGGGGUUCAAACAGGAAUACCAUGAUCCAGUCUACGAACAUGCCACUAUGAUUAGUGGUCCAACGAACCAGAGUUUUCCGCAGCCCAUGAUGAUUAAGCAGGAGCCACGGGAUUAUGCAUAUGAUUCAGGUUGCAUGUAUGAAAAAGGUCCUAGACACUUUUAUGAUGACACCUGUGUAGUUCCUGAAAAGUUUGACAGUGACAUCAAGCAGGAGCCAGGCAUAUACCGGGAAGGACCUACUUACCAGCGCAGAGGCUCCCUCCAGCUCUGGCAGUUCCUAGUGGCUCUACUGGACGAUCCAGCAAACUCGCACUUUAUUGCCUGGACAGGCCGAGGCAUGGAGUUCAAACUCAUUGAGCCAGAGGAGGUGGCACGGCGUUGGGGAAUCCAGAAGAACCGACCUGCUAUGAACUAUGACAAGUUGAGCCGUUCACUGCGCUACUACUAUGAAAAAGGCAUCAUGCAAAAAGUUGCUGGAGAAAGAUAUGUGUACAAAUUUGUCUGUGACCCUGAAGCGCUUUUCUCCAUGGCUUUCCCAGACAACCAGAGGCCUGUACUGAAAACUGACAUGGAGCGUCACAUCAAUGAAGAGGAUACUGUCCCUCUAUCCCAUUUUGAUGAGAACAUGGCGUAUAUACAAGAUAGUGGCUGUUGCAAUCCCCAUCCAUACAAUGAAGCCUAUGUGUACUGACGCAACCUUUUUGGGGCAGUCACUUCAUUUUUCUUUUUUUCUCUGUUGUUUUCCUCUGUAAGCCGUGACCCAGUCUGGAUUUACUUUGUCUCUUCAGCAUCUCUGACGUUAAGGAAUGGGUCCGCAGUUUCUGUCGCAUUAACCCCAUGGUCCAUUACCAGGGACAGUGCACUUUAUGAAAAGACUCGUUAGAGCUCUACUUGUUUUUUUUUCAGG